This is a messenger RNA of Drosophila ficusphila, 2374 nucleotides long. RefSeq names its product membrane metallo-endopeptidase-like 1. Gene Ontology annotation, cellular component: plasma membrane. Gene Ontology annotation, biological process: protein processing. Bases 132 to 2303 code for a protein of 723 amino acids. The transcript is spliced from 2 exons. Gene Ontology annotation, molecular function: metalloendopeptidase activity. Lineage: Eukaryota; Metazoa; Arthropoda; Insecta; Diptera; Drosophilidae. The record is from RefSeq and is a predicted model, not a curated record.
UUUAGUUCUCGAUUGCGUUCUGAAUAGUAUAGUCGCGUUUUUUCCGUUGCUUUUAAAUAAUCCGACUCGAUCAAUGAAUGAUUAGCCGCACUACUUGAAUAUACAUAUUUUAGAAACAGAGUGCGUGCCCUAUGAAUCAGGGCACCAUGUUUUCUAUCUCAAAGUACUUUCGAUUAGCCUGGAUCGCGGGACUUACUUACAUUCUGAUUUGUGGAUUUCCAUUUGAGUGUGAGGCCAGAAGUGUUGAUAAUGAGCCCCAGGACGACUCGGAGCGUGAAAACACGAUUACAGAUGAGACGGUGGAGUACCUUCAAUCCUAUGGCGCCAAAAUGAAGUCCUAUAUGAACUUCAGCGUCGAUCCGUGUGACGAUUUCUACGAGUACUCGUGCGGGAACUGGAAGAACGUGAUAAAACCGCGGCUAUCCAGCGAUAGGCGGAGUAAUCUUUUGGACAUUAUGUACACAUUGGCGGAAGUGACGGAUCAGAUUUUGACCAGGACAGAAAUGGCAGAGGCUUUAAACGUGUCCGAGGAAGUGGCGAUUGCGCAACGCUUUUAUAACGCCUGCCUAGCGGCAGACGUCAGUCCUCUACCAGCUGCCGACCCCGCUUAUCUUGCGCUUAUCAGGUCGAUCGGUGGCUUUCCCGCCGUGGACGGGGAUGCAUGGAACGCGUCCAGCUUCAGUUGGUUCAACAUGAGCGCUCACCUCACCAACUACGGGGCCAGCGGACUGAUCAACGAAGAUGAAGUGCCACACUUUCCUUUCGAACCGUACUUCAAACUGCCGGAGUUAGGCUUCGACCACGUCGUUCACACGGACAUAAUCGCCAACUCCAGUUCCCGGGCCUACAAGAUGAACGAGAAACGCAUGCGAGGCUACCUUAAGUCCUACAAUCUCACAGAGGAGAAAGCCACCGCCGUGGUCACCGGCGUCUUUGACUUUUGGCGCGAUGCGCUGGCUGUUGAGGACAAAUUUAAUAGCAGUGAAGAGAGCUGCAUUCUUCUCGACUCAUUGCAUAGCGUCCCAGCUUUUGGGCAGUGGAGGAGCUAUUACGAAAUCGCCUGGAAUGGCGUGGACUUCCACAAUGGUACCGAUAGUAGUGAAUACUGCGACUUUUACUACACGGAGCUCGACAAGGUGUGCGCUAAGCACCAGGAAGCUGUAGCCAACUACCUGUCCAUGGCGCUUCUCUACCGCAUGGAUGCCAAAGUAAAGGACGUCCAAGACCAAAAGGAAUAUUGCCAGCUGACCGUCCUAGGGUCGAUGGCCCAUCUCAUCAACAAGCUCUACAUGGCUAAGCAUUUCGACGAGGAAACACAUUCCGAGAUCUCUGCGAUGAUCAAGAAGCUGCGCGAAUCUUUUCGCCAGAUGUUGGAGCACGCCGAUUGGCUAGACACGGAAACGCGUCGAGAGGCGCUGCUAAAGGAGGCCAGCAUCACUCACCAAAUUGGCAGCUACAAGGACGAAGAACAUUCCAAUCUGCUGAUCCGUCAGUACAGAAAUCUAUCCGUGGUGGACGACAGUUAUCCUCAGAGCCUAAUUAACCUUCGGAGGUUGAGCAUCUCUCUGCGACGCUACAAUGGUCUUCAUUUCGAUGAGAUUGCCACGGACACCAAACCGCUGGUGCUGUUACUUGGGAUGCAGGUGAAUGCCUUCUACUACAACCGAGACAACUCAAUGUACGUAAUGGCUGGGAUACUUCAUCCGCCUGCGUAUCACCGCUCGUGGCCUGACUCCCUAAAGUUUGGCACACUGGGCUACCUGAUAGGUCACGAGGUGACCCACGGAUUCGAUACUGUGGGCGCCACCCAUGACAGUGAUGGUCAGUCUCGUAACUGGUGGUCCAAGAAAUCGGAGGCGGUCUUUAAGGAACGGUCUAAGUGUUUUGUGGACCACUACAGCACUUACUUGAUACCGGAGAUCAAUCGCAAGAUCAACGGCAACGAGACCAAAGAUGAGAACAUAGCUGACUCUGGUGGACUAAGGGAAGCCCUUGCAGCAUAUCGGAGCCACAUAAAGCAGCUUCAAAAGGGCGGCGAGGACAAUGAGACGACGGCUCCUCGAAGUGAUCAGAUGCCGGGCCUUGAUCUAUCGCCGGAACAGCUCUUCUUUCUCGGGUUCGCACAGCUUUGGUGUGCCUCCUACAAGGAGGAGCAUUUUUGGCAUGAACUGAAUAAGGAGCACACCAUCGACAAGUACCGGGUCCUUGGAGCCGUUACCAACAGUGAGGACUUUGCCGAGAUAUACAACUGCAAACUGGGUAGUGCCAUGCAUCCAAAGAGUAACACUUGUCGCGUGUGGUAAUGUUAUAAUGUUAUAUAUAUGUACUUACAUACCGAAAAAUGUGUAAUAAAAAGGAUGAAUAUAAAAAGAGA